UCGGUGUUAUCAUGAACGAAUGCCGGGCUGAAAUUUAGCGGAUUUCCUCACCAAAACUUAGUCCAAAGUCAUCACCAAGUAUUUCUAAGUCCUGGUGGUCUCAACAUUUCUCGGAAUCGUCUUCCUCUUCUUUCAAUUCAUUGACAAUUGACAAAAUGGUUCUCGAUACUAUUCUGCCAAAGGCUGUCCUUACUGGACUUGCUGGUAUUGGAGCUUUCAUUGUCGCUGGCAAAGUCAUUAGCUACAUCCAGCUUUUAUUGAGUCUUUUCGUCCUAUCCGGAAAGAAUCUUCGAACGUACGGAAAGAAAGGAACUUGGGCAGUAGUGACUGGUGCUUCUGAUGGUCUCGGCAAAGAAUAUGCAAUUCAACUUGCCCAGAAAGGAUUCAAUAUUGUCCUUGUCUCCCGCACUGAAUCGAAACUUCAAACUCUUGCCUCCGAAAUUCAAACCAAAUAUGCCGGUUCGAAUAUACAGACAAAGAUUCUUGCCAUGGAUUUCGCUGCCAAUAGGGAUGAGGAUUAUGCAAAGUUGAAGGCUCUUGUUGAUGGACUUGAUGUAGGAAUCUUGGUCAACAAUGUUGGACAAAGUCACAGCAUUCCAGUGCCGUUUAUUCAGACACCAAAGGAGGAAAUGAGAGAUAUCAUUACCAUCAACUGCACAGGUACACUUCGAGUUACUCAAAUUGUAGCACCUGGAAUGGUCCAACGCAAACGCGGGUUGAUCUUAACUAUGGGUUCAUUUGGUGGAUGGUUACCGACUCCUCUACUGGCUACAUACUCUGGAAGCAAGGCAUUCUUACAACAAUGGUCAACAUCCCUCGGAGGCGAACUUAAGGGUACAGGCGUCGACGUCGAGUUAGUACUGAGCUACCUUGUUACGACCGCAAUGAGCAAGAUUCGACGUACCAGCAUGUUUAUUCCGAACCCAAGAACAUUUGUCAAGACUACUCUGGCCAAGAUUGGUAGAAGUGGAGGAGCUCAGAAGAUGGCUUAUACAAGUACACCAUUUUGGGGUCAUGCGUUAAUGCAAUGGUGGUUGGAGAAUACCUUAGGAGUUGGAGGGUCGUUUGUGGUAGAUCAAAACAAAGGCAUGCACCAGAGUAUUAGAACCAGAGCUUUGAAGAAAGCCGAAAGGGAUGCUAAGAAGGCAUGAUUCAAUAAACCAAAAGAGCUUGAUCAGGCUGAGGAGUGAAACGAGGAGUGAAACGAAGAGUGGAAGGCGAGCGAUGGAUGAACGAAAUGCACAAAUUGCUAGAUGUCUUAUGCUAGGAAUUGGGUGAAUUGGCUUCAUGAUGACAGUAAGGAACUCAUGAGAAGGAACUAUAGAUUAAAUCUUCUCUGGUUUUUUCGAGAUAGAUGAGAAGAGUAUAAAAUCAAUAUCAAUAUGACAUGAUGCUCAGCGCUAUGUAUUCUGGGAUAGAUUUCGAACAACUUG
Molecule: messenger RNA, 1433 nt
Organism: Botrytis deweyae
Lineage: Eukaryota; Fungi; Ascomycota; Leotiomycetes; Helotiales; Sclerotiniaceae
Exons: 2
Coding region: 156-1151 (331 amino acids)
Biological process (GO): fatty acid elongation
Cellular component (GO): endoplasmic reticulum
Molecular function (GO): ketoreductase activity
Source: RefSeq, a predicted model, not a curated record